Cyprinus carpio (common carp) is the source of this 768-nucleotide messenger RNA. Its product is annotated as 2',5'-phosphodiesterase 12-like. Gene Ontology annotation, cellular component: mitochondrion. Lineage: Eukaryota; Metazoa; Chordata; Actinopteri; Cypriniformes; Cyprinidae. Gene Ontology annotation, biological process: nuclear-transcribed mRNA catabolic process, deadenylation-dependent decay. Gene Ontology annotation, molecular function: 3'-5'-RNA exonuclease activity. The record is from RefSeq and is a predicted model, not a curated record.
AUGCAUUUCCCCAUCGAUUAUGAAAUUGGUGCUGGAAACUUCAGUGCCUUUGUUUUCAGAAUCAAGAAAAGACAGCAUGAAGGUCUGGCCACAUAUUUUAGGAGGUCUAAGUUGAAGUUGCUUGAGCAGUAUGAUAUUAUGCUGAGCCAGGCCUUGACAGCAGAUCCUCUUCAUCGGGAGCUGCUGGAGAAAGUGUCCACUAAUCCCAGCUUGAUGGAGAAGAUCGGAAACAGAUCAACAGUGCUGCAGGUGACCGUCUUGCAGUCGUUAAGUGACCCGUCAAGGAUAUUAUGUGUGGGAAACACACACCUGUACUGGCACCCUAAAGGAGGAAACGUUCGACUGGUUCAGAUGGCUGUGGCCCUGAAACACAUGACGCAGGUUGUGACGGAGAAGCAUCCCGGAGCCAGCCUCAUAUUCUCAGGUGAUUUCAACAGCACACCCUCCUCCAGUCUCUUCCAGCUCGUGUGUGAAGGAUACGUCUCGGAGAAUCAUGACGACUGGCCUUCCAAUGGACCAGAAGAGCAGAUCCAGGUGGGACUGAUGAACCCGUUCCAGCUGGCCAGUGCUCGCGGGGUCCCGGCCUACACCAACUACGUCGGGGGCUUCCAGGGCUGUCUGGACUAUAUUUUCGUGGAGCCUCAUGUGCUGCAGGUGGAGCAGGUCAUCCCUCUGCCCGGCCUUCAGGAGGUCACGACCUGCGUGGCUCUGCCGAGCAUCUCGCACCCGUCAGAUCACAUUCAACAUUCAACAAUUACAGCUUUUUAA